Molecule: messenger RNA, 597 nt
Organism: Spirometra erinaceieuropaei
Lineage: Eukaryota; Metazoa; Platyhelminthes; Cestoda; Diphyllobothriidea; Diphyllobothriidae
Source: the annotation of a GenBank genome assembly
AUGGUUGACGCCUCCAAUGUUGCAGUGGGCGCGGCUCUAAAACAGCACCUUGCAGAUCACGUCCAACUUUUAGCUUUAUUCUCCAGGGAGUUGUCACCUGCCAAGACGCGCUAUGGCACAUUUGGACGGGAGCUCCUUGCUGUCCUCCUCACCACGAAACACUUCCGGCACUUCAUUGAGUGCAGAGGCUUCACCGUGUUCACGGAUCACAAGACCUUUCCUUCGCUCUCAAGUCCACUUCUGACAAGCUCAACCCGCGGGGAAAUUCGCCAACUGGACUACAUCUGGCAGUUUACCUCAGACAUCCGCCACAUCGACGGGUCACACAAUGAGGUGGCUGACGCACUGUCCAGGUCCUCCACAGCACACCUUCAACUUUCACUCGGGAUCAACAUAGCUGAGAUGGCUGUCGAACAACGCCGUGUUGGUUCUCCAUAUGACGAGGAUGUUUCUGAACUCCAAUUCCAGGACCUGACAACGGCACCAUUCUAUGCGACGUCUCCAACACCUCCCACCGUCCUUUGUGCCGCCAUCCCUCCGCCGCAAAGUCUUCUCCUCCCUACACAACCCAUCACACCAUGGGAGUCGAGCCACUGA